GUACCGUGACCUCUCUGCGGUCAAGUUCUAAAGGUACUGUGAUGUCUUUGCGCGGUCAACAUAAAAUCACUGUAAAUAUUUCACAGUGUGUGAUAACUAUUACUGAACUUGACUUUUAUAAAAAAUUUUGUGAAAAAAUUUAUGUAGGAUUUAGUAUGGCUAAAGCAAAAAGAAAAAAUUUAUUAUUAUUGUUAUUACUGAUAAGAGUAAUGAACAGUGGAAUGAAAAGUGAAUACACUGAUGGAAAUAGUAAUGGAGCAAAUGUACAACUACUCACUGAAAUUGUCAAAUUUGCUAUUAAAGAGUUUUUAUUACCUUACCCUAGCUGCUUGUUCGUUUUGAGUAAAUGCAAUAUUAUUUUCGAUAACACGAGACACAACAUUGCUUUAUUUUUCAAGUUACUAUACAAAAUACAUUGGAGUGAGCAAAUGGCUGAAGAAGGAAGCGCACUUCCAUUAAGCGAACAGUUAAGACUUGCUAAGGAUAUGGGAUAUUCAGACGAAGAAAUUAUGCAAGCGAUUAGUAUGAAUUGUUCUAAAGAUGGAGUAUGGAUUUCAUAUCGAGCAUUUUCAUCUACCAAUGUAAUGAUUGAUAUGCUAGCACGAGUGCAGAAAAUGUGUGAAACAGCAGAAUGCGCGGAUUCUCGAUCGGGAAUUGGUAAAUUUGCCAAAAAUCAGCAUGAAAUUCAGUCUGCCAAUGGUAUCGAUAUUGAUUUGGAUCAAAGCGCAUGCAUUCGUGAUUCACCGCAACUCGUGCCUUCGUCUUCUGCUAUUCGUCGUGCAGUAUCAUUCCACAGUCCAUCAUCAGCAAUUUGUAAAUCUCCAGAUACGAUGUCGACAUCACUUCACGAGUAUCGUUCUACUCUACCGCAGUUUCAAUUGCAACGAUUACUUGAUGCUUUUGAGAAGGAGCAAAAAAGUUUUAAUGACGAAUCAACAAGAUCAAUUCGUGCCCUUGAGGUCAACAGUACUUUGGGGAUUAUCACAAAUUUAUCAGAUAUAUUUUUGUAAUC
Molecule: messenger RNA, 1012 nt
Organism: Thelazia callipaeda (thelaziosis nematode)
Lineage: Eukaryota; Metazoa; Nematoda; Chromadorea; Rhabditida; Thelaziidae
Source: the annotation of a GenBank genome assembly